AUGGUCACUCUUGCUGAAAAACUCCGUGGUCUCAUAGAAGCCUAUAAGGAGGAACUUCUAACAAAAAAACAAUAUGAUAAAAUGCAUGCCGAAAUACUAAAACAAUAUUGUAAAUUUUCAGGAACAUCAGUGACGGUAGACAAAUCGCGAGCACCAUUCUGGAGAAGAAUCUUUAAUGAAGCAGUUCGACUCUCUAAGUUCACCUUGCGAAGUCUACUUAUGCCAAUCGUUAGUGCAUCGGAAGCUAAAACCGAAUUAGAACAAAAAAUUACAGAAGAGAUUAAAUCAAAGUCGAGGAAUAAUAAUGGUAUUCUGGUUGAUUCGGACUCACAAUGUCCAAUUAUCUCCUAUGAAAAAGUAAAAAAUAUGGGUUUAAAAUAG
This is a messenger RNA of Entrophospora candida, 381 nucleotides long. The record is from the annotation of a GenBank genome assembly. Lineage: Eukaryota; Fungi; Glomeromycota; Glomeromycetes; Entrophosporales; Entrophosporaceae.